CCGCGCGGGAGACCGGGGCAAGAGGGCUCCUCAAUUACAGCAACCGUCGACAUCAACACUUUGUCAAUCAGAACCAUAACGACUGACCAGGAGCCCAGCAACCAGAGCAAACCUCAAGCCCUGGGUAAAACCGACAGGAAAACAAAGCAAAUAUUGCAGUUUCGCCGCUGUCUCGGCGACCAAACAAAUCACAAUGGCGGGCGGUGCGAUGAGAUACCGGACGCUGGGCCGGAGUUCAGCACACCGUCAAGCCCUCCUCCGUAACCUUGUCACAUCCCUCAUCAAGCAGGAGCAAAUACAUACGACAUGGCACAAGGCAAAGGAGGCACAGCGUCUGGCCGAACAUGUGAUAACGCUGGCAAAGAAGAACACCGAUUCGAGCAAGAGGGAUGCAAUGGCCAUUCUUUACUCACCACACGAACAUAUCGACAAGCUCAUGAACGACCUCCGCGAGCGCUACCAGCACCGCGAGGGUGGCUAUACCCGUGUCCUGCGCACCGAGCCCAAGAACAAGUACGACCAGGGUGAAUCUGCUAUCCUCGAGCUCGUCGAUGGGCCCAAGGACAUGCUGUAUGCCAUAACGGCUGCCGCCGUGGCCAGGGACCGCGCUCUCGGCCGUCCUCACACGGCGCUGCUGCUGCACAACCUGGCCAAGGUCACUCGCUUCCGCGGCGAAAACGCAAAGGCGGAAUUCGAGGCCAUGGUUGAGCGCAUGGCAGCGUUGGAACUGACCAAGGCCAGGAAGGCGGAGCCGCUGAGCAAGAUGGGCCUGGCAGACUCAUCCGACGUUCGGCCAAGCGCCUACCAGGUUGUUCCGAGGGUAGAGAAGACCUGGAGGUAAAAGAAAUGAUGGGAGAUGUUUCGCUGUACGUGUGCAUCUCGGUUCAGAGGUAUCUUAAUGCCAUUAGAGACACACGUACGGAUUCUUCGAAUCCAGCGCCCCCCCUAAAAACCAGGGGGAGCUUGUACAUUACAAAACUGUACUACUGCAACCUAAAAGCCCCUGGAGAAUAGGUAUAUAUACCAGGCAUGUUAUCAAUACAACAUCGGC
Molecule: messenger RNA, 1051 nt
Organism: Pyricularia grisea
Lineage: Eukaryota; Fungi; Ascomycota; Sordariomycetes; Magnaporthales; Pyriculariaceae
Exons: 2
Coding region: 194-841 (215 amino acids)
Biological process (GO): translation
Cellular component (GO): ribosome; mitochondrial large ribosomal subunit
Molecular function (GO): structural constituent of ribosome
Source: RefSeq, a predicted model, not a curated record